Messenger RNA from Echinops telfairi (small Madagascar hedgehog), 862 nucleotides. RefSeq names its product surfeit 2 (gene SURF2). The record is from RefSeq and is a predicted model, not a curated record. The annotation marks the transcript as partial. The transcript has 5 exons. NCBI's taxonomy places the organism in Eukaryota, Metazoa, Chordata, Mammalia, Afrosoricida, Tenrecidae.
GCCGAGCUCGAGCCGCACAUCGUGCCCAGCACCAAGAACCCGCACCAGCUGUUCUGCAAACUGACCCUGCGCCACAUCAACAAGUGCCCGGAGCACGUGCUGAGACACACGCGGGGCCGUCGCUACCAGAGAGCGCUACACAAGUAUACAGAAUGCCAGCAGCAGGGGCUGGAAUACGUCCCGGCCUGCCUGCUGCACAGAAGGCGGCCGCGAGGAGAGAAGGAAGGCACGGACACCAGGCCGUCUGGCGGAAGGGGAGACUUUUGGGAGCCUGAGCCGAGUGAGGAGCAAGGAGCCCAGAGCGAGGACAGCAUGAGUGACCUAUACCCACCCGAGCUGUUCACAAGGAAGGACCUGGGAAAGACCCAGAACAGCGACGGCACUGGGCACUGUCCAGUGGACAGCGAGGAUGACACGCCACAGCCCACAAGAGAGCCAAGCAUUGGGAACGGAGGGGCUGGGACCGCAGGCCGGAAGCGCAAGAAGAGGCAGCUGGGCUCACUGAGGAAGAAGGUGAAAGGCCACCACUGCAGACCUCGGAGCUUCGGGUCCAAGAAGCAGCUGGGCUAGUCUAGGGGGCUGGUGCAACCCCCAGGAGGCACCGGUCCACCCCUGCGUGGAGCUGCCCAGUGUGCCCUGCACUGGAGAGGCCCCCAGCCAGGCCUGCCCGGGAAGCCAGUCCUUGAGCAGCCCUCCUGCAGUAUCCCAGCUGCGGAAGUGACUCAGCCCAGCUGGGGGCGCCGGACGACCACACUGCACACAACAAAUGCCAGUAUUUAUUUCUGAUGUGUCUUCCAAAAAUCAAGGCGUUUUCAAACACAACUAAGAUAUAAAAUACAGCAUAAAAUGAGAUUUAUACCUA